Aureobasidium pullulans EXF-150 is the source of this 1160-nucleotide messenger RNA. RefSeq names its product 3-deoxy-7-phosphoheptulonate synthase. Bases 39 to 1160 code for a protein of 373 amino acids. Gene Ontology annotation, molecular function: 3-deoxy-7-phosphoheptulonate synthase activity. Lineage: Eukaryota; Fungi; Ascomycota; Dothideomycetes; Dothideales; Saccotheciaceae. Gene Ontology annotation, cellular component: cytoplasm. The transcript is spliced from 2 exons. Gene Ontology annotation, biological process: aromatic amino acid biosynthetic process. The record is from RefSeq and is a predicted model, not a curated record.
GAUUCCACCACCCACUUCCAUAUCACGAUACAGCAAACAUGGCCGGUCCCGACUUUGACGCUCAGCAGCUCCGCGAGUCCCAGAACGACGACACCCGCGUUCUCGGCUACGACCCUCUGAUCCCUCCCGUCCUUCUCUCCUCCGAGAUCCCCGCUACCGAAGUCGCUCUUGAGGCCGUCAAGAAGGGUCGUCGCGAGGCUCAGGCUAUCAUUCACCAGCAGGAUGACCGUCUUCUUGUCAUGUGCGGUCCUUGCUCCCUGCACGACCCCGAUGCCGCCAUUGAGUACUGUGGCCGUCUGAAGAAGCUCGCCGAUGAGCUCCAGGACGACCUCUGCAUCAUCAUGCGCGCCUACCUCGAGAAGCCCCGUACCACUGUUGGCUGGAAGGGUCUGAUCAACGACCCUGACCUCGAUGAGAGUUACAAGAUCAACAAGGGUCUGCGCGUUUCUCGUCAGCUCUUCUGCGACCUGACCAGCCAGGGUAUGCCUAUUGCCAGCGAAAUGCUCGACACCAUCUCUCCUCAGUUCCUUGCCGACCUCAUCUCGCUCGGUGCCAUUGGCGCCCGUACCACUGAGUCUCAGCUCCACAGAGAGCUUGCCUCCGGUCUGUCUUUCCCCAUGGGCUUCAAGAACGGCACCGACGGCAGCUUGGGUGUCGCUGUUGAUGCUAUUGGCUCUGCUGCCGCCAAGCACUACUUCAUGGGUGUCACAAAGCAAGGUCUCGCUGCCAUCACAAAGACUGCCGGAAACCAGGACUGCUUCGUCAUCCUGAGAGGUGGAACCAAGGGCACCAACUACGACGCCGAGAAUGUCAAGAAGUGCAGAGAGGCUCUAGGCAAAAAGGGCCAGAAGGAGGUCAUGAUGAUUGACUGCUCGCACGGAAACUCCCUCAAGGACCACCGCAACCAGCCCAAGGUCGCCAAGGUCAUCUCAGAACAGCUUCGCGCUGGCGAGGAUGGCAUCGUUGGUGUCAUGAUCGAGUCUCACCUCAACGAGGGUGCCCAGAAGGUUCCCGCCGAGGGUCCCUCCGGUCUGAAGAGAGGUGUCAGUAUUACCGACGCCUGCAUCAGCUGGGAGACAACUGUCGAUGUCCUCAAGGAUCUCGCCGAGGCCGUCAGAGUGAGAAGAGAGGCCAAGAAGUCGGCCAACAAGGGCCAAUAA